AUAUCAGACCGUCUCGUGUUCUACUCGGUGGAGUAAUUGAACCGCAGAAUCGAGAGAAGCUCAUAUCUCCCCCGCUACACGGCCGGCCGGUCGCGAGUAAUGAUAGUAGAUUUGUGUUCUGCCCGCGCGUAGCAGCAUCCCGAGCUGCUGACUGAGAAGAGGGAAUCCUCCCAGUUUCGGGAGGAAUCUUUCGUUCGAGUACUUAGCUAGCGAAGACGACGGUUGAACUAAGUAAACGCGAAAUCUCUCGUCGGGGGCGCGCUCCCGGUCAUCAUCAUCAUCGUACACUUGGGAGGACGGACGGACAGAGGGACGGAAUGGGGCGUCCCUCGUUGCUCAACAAUAACAAUCAAUUUAUCAAGAGUCUAGUGUCGUCGCGAGAUCGCGCAAGGGAAGUUCGUUGCAAGUUUCGCGAAUCCUGUCGAAAGGCCCUUUCGGUCCAGCAAGCCAGUGCGGUGUCGAUUGUUGGACGAUUCUGAACGCAAUUCGGUGAUUGUGGCUUUCGAAGACUCAGCUGAAGAAGUGAUAAAAUUCGUACAAGGCAAUUAGCUCGCGAUAUCAUUGGAUGGAACGGGGAUCCAAUUAGCGAUCGUUGAAAAGUGUGCGAAUCUUCAAUUGAGACAAUUGGCGCAUCGUUUAUCGGGGACUUGAGUGUGAUCAGAGCUUGCGGUCUUCGGAAGUAGGCGUUGGAAUCGCUGUUGCACUGAUUGAGUGCAAGCAAAGUGCAUUGAUCGCGUCAUUGUAAUGUGCGAACAAAAAUAAUACGAAAUUUCGAGAGUAAACAUCCAUUGAUACGGUCGGAGAGAUAUGGAAUUGAAGAUCGCGAAGAAUGAACCCAAGAAACGUUCGCAAGAUAAAGCGAGUGGUGGCUGUGAGUUGGGCAUUGACGAAAGAACAGGUCGUUUGCAGUGGUGCCCUGGCUAUCGUUUCGCGAAGAUGUUGUUUGUGAUACCGGCCGCUAUGCUGCCGUUGGCGCUGCUGUUCCUCGUGCUCACUCGGCUGCACGUGGUUGGAUCAGUCAAUCAUUCCACGCUGAAGCGUCAUAAUCAGCAGCAGCAGGAACGCGAGUUCAAUUACUACUCGGACCAGUCGAACAAGCUGGACGAACUGCAGCUAACGCAGUGCAAGACAGUGCGAAGCUCAUUAUCGGAGGUGUUGGAGGCCGAAGAGCGUGAUAUUUUAAAAGAUGUGAGAACUUCGUUCGUACCGAGCAGUUCGGUGAUUCACUGCGCUCCAGAUGAUCGGUAUGAUGAUCUGCACUCGAUACCGGACGAUGUCGGUAGGUCAGAUAUUGUCAACUUCUUCCGAGCGAAAAGGUUUUCCAAUCGGCAAAGAAAAGCCAAGAAAUCCGUUCUGCAGAAAAUCGCUUGGAGCAACGACGGAAGCGCAGAGAGCAUAAGGUCAGCACAGGUUGAAAUCAUGAAGAAGUACAUGGACUUGAAGACAAAUCCAUGUGACGACUUCUACCAGUACGCUUGCGGCAAUUGGGACCGCGUGAAUCCCAUUCCUAAGGAUAAAGCAGGCCUGGAUACGUUCGAGAUGCUGCGAGAAAGUCUGGAUAGUGUCCUGAAGAAUUUACUAUUGGAGACGAGUGACGGCAGUUUACUGGAGAUAGAAAACUCAUUGGCGACCACUGUGAAUCCACUAGAAACUGAACACCUCCGUAGAGUGAGAAAGCGCAUCAUCGCUAAGCGGGCAGCGUUAGACAAGCUUAUCCAGAAAGCUCAAAUCAGGAGAAAUAAACGAGAGCUGGUCUCGCACGUAGCGCUGGAGAACGCCGUAGAAAACGCCGAAACCAAAGCGCGACAUCUCUUCAUUUCUUGCAUGAACUACUCGCUCAUCGAGCAACGAGGACUUCAGCCACUGUUCAAACUGAUCGAUUCCCUGGGUGGCUGGCCCGUGCUGAAUCCCGACUGGGACGAAGACAACUUUGAUUGGCUCAACCUAACAGCAGAAAUUCGCAAGUUCAACAACGACAUCCUGAUCGUGGAGUGGGUCGGCCCCGAUAUCAAAAACUCCGACGAGAACAUCAUCCAGUUUGACCAGACAUCGCUCGGUUUGCCAACGCGUGACUACUUCCUGCAACCUUCCAACAAGAAAUACCUGGACGGGUACAAACAGUUCAUGAUCGAUGUAAUCCAGCUGCUCGGAGUUCAUGCGGAGGUUGCCAAGGUUGCUGCCGACGAGAUGGUCGAUUUUGAAAUACAGCUGGCGAAUAUCACCAGCUCCGUUGAGGAGCGCAACAAUGUCUCCGUUCUGUACCGAAAAGUUAUCCUGGAAAACCUCCACGAGGAAAUUCCGGAAAUCGACUGGACUCGGUAUCUCUCUAUUGUGAUGGAAAAGCCCAUCAACAGCUCAGAAUUUGUUGUAAUGUUCGCCGUAAACUACAUGAAGGACCUGGUGCAACUGAUCAACGAAACCGAACCCCGCACUGUCGCUAACUACAUCCUUUGGAGGUUCGUCAGGCACCGCAUCAACAACCUGGACGACCGCUUUCUCCAAGCCAAGCAGAAGUUCUCCAACGUUCUUUUCGGACGCGAAAAAAACCCUCCCAGGUGGAAGAACUGCGUCAACCAGGUCAACGCCAACAUGGGAAUGGCGGUCGGCGCCAUGUUCGUGCGCAAAUACUUCGACGAAAACAGCAAGCGUGACACGCUGGCAAUGACUCACGAACUGCAGGAAGCCUUCCGCGAGAUACUCAACGAGACCGAGUGGCUGGAUUCACCCACCAAACACCUGGCGGAAAUGAAGGUCAACGCGAUGUCCCUCAGAAUCGGAUAUCCCGACUUCAUCCUCUCCCACAAAGACCUCAAUGAGAAAUACGCCGAUUUGGAGAUCCACCCGGAGAAAUAUUUCGAAAACACCCUGAACGUCCUCAGCCACAUUCGACGCAGCGAUCAGAACAAGAUCGGACAAACCGUUAACAAAACCGCCUGGCAUACGGCCCCAGCCGUCGUCAACGCGUACUACAGUCGCAACAAGAACCAGAUCAUGUUCCCGGCCGGAAUUCUGCAGCCCCCGUUCUACCAUCGUUAUUUCCCCAAGUCCAUGAACUACGGUGGCAUCGGGGUGGUCAUCGGUCACGAGUUAACGCACGGCUUCGACGACAAGGGACGCCUCUUUGAUCGCGAUGGAAACCUGUAUCGCUGGUGGAGCGAUCACGCCAUCGAAGCCUUCCACGAACGGGCCACCUGCCUGGUCCAGCAGUACGGUAAGUACACCAUCGAUGAGAUCGGAGUUCAAAUCGACGGCGAGAACACCCAAGGAGAAAACAUUGCCGACAACGGCGGGAUCAAACAGGCCUUCCGGGCCUACACCAAGUGGCUCUCGGAACAAACCGAUCCGCACGUGCUGGAGCAGGAAACCCUCCCGGAGUUGAACGUCACCAGCAGCCAGCUGUUCUUCCUGAACUUCGCCCAGGUGUGGUGCGGAGCGAUGCGACCGGAAGCCACCCGGAAUAAGCUGAAAACGGCCGUGCACAGCCCAGGGAGGUUUCGAGUGAUCGGAACGCUGUCCAAUUCGGAGGAUUUUGCCCGGGAGUACGGCUGCCCGGUGGGAAGCGCUAUGAACCCGUCCGACAAGUGCAGCGUUUGGUGAUGUCAACCGGCGACGACCUACCAGGGCAGAAUAGCACUUGAACCCGUUUCCAGUGAAAGUCAUUCCACUUUUAAAUGUAACCAAAUAAACGAUACUACUAGCUUUA
This is a messenger RNA of Aedes aegypti (yellow fever mosquito), 3703 nucleotides long. RefSeq names its product neprilysin-2 (gene Nep4). Gene Ontology annotation, biological process: protein processing. The transcript has a single exon. Gene Ontology annotation, molecular function: metalloendopeptidase activity. NCBI's taxonomy places the organism in Eukaryota, Metazoa, Arthropoda, Insecta, Diptera, Culicidae. Gene Ontology annotation, cellular component: plasma membrane. The coding region runs from base 808 to 3597 and encodes 929 amino acids. The record is from RefSeq and is a predicted model, not a curated record.